GGGGAGGCAUCUGGAUCAGAAAUAUGGUUCCCUGAAAGCCGCAUUUUAAGGGAUUUUUGCUAAUUAAUGAAUUGAAACGUUGUAAAUUUCUCGGCUUCCAAGUUAUGCUCUUCGGCACUAGAAAAUUACCUUCAAUACUUGGAGCUGCUCCAUUUCAAAGCCAUCGAGUUCUGACGACGAAAAUUAGGAUGAACAAAGAUAAUGCACAACACAACGCUUCGAAAUCCGAUCAUCAAUCGCGUCUCGAUAAGUUUCAAAACGUUAUGCGCACCGACCAAACUGGUGGUUGGGAGAUAUGCUGGGAGCAAGGUCUGACACCAUGGGAUUUAGGACAGCCGACACCUGUGAUUAGUCAUCUCUGUGCAAUAGGAGCUCUUCCAAAUGGUCGUGCCCUUGUUCCUGGAUGUGGAAGUGGACACGAUGUUGUACAACUGGCAUGCUCUGAGCGCUAUGUUAUUGGAUUGGACAUAUCAGAAAAUGCCAUACAAAAGGCAAGAGAGCUAUCUUCCUCAUCGCCAAAUAUGAGAUACUUCACAUUCUUAAAGGCUGAUUUUUUCAGUUGGAGACCUAAGGAAUUGUUUGACCUCAUUUUUGAUUAUACGUUUUUUUCUGCUAUUGAACCUGCUGUGAGACCAGCUUGGGGACAACAGAUGCAGAAGCUUUUAAGACCAAACGGGGAGCUUAUAACACUAAUGUUUCCAAUUGAUAACCAUAUUGGUGGACCCCCGUACAAAGUUUCAGUUUCAGAGUUCAAUAGGAGUUUUUGCGAUCCUGCAACCAAGCAAUCAUGUUUCUCCAAUUAUGAGGACGUACUACUUCCAUUGGGGUUUAAGGCCGUACUGAUCGAGGACAAUGAACUGGCCAUCCCGCCUCGCAAGGGACGAGAGAUGAUUGGAAGGUGGAAGAGGAGUUUAACACAAGCUUCACUUUAACAAAUUUCCAUUCAUUCACAAACUUGAAGCAGCUAAAAGUGUACGACUGUUGGGAUGUUGAUGUCAUCCAUUUGAAAAGAAAUUGCAAAUGUUUAUGUUGGCGACCAUGGAAAUAUGCAAAUGGUGUGUACAGUAAGUAGUGUGUCUUUUAUUUUUUUAGAAUGAGGAUAACGUGUAAUCAAGGUUUUAAAUGUCAAUGUCGAGAUAAAUGGGGAGGUCUUAAUUUCAUAGAAA
This is a messenger RNA of Momordica charantia (bitter melon), 1166 nucleotides long. RefSeq names its product S-adenosyl-L-methionine-dependent methyltransferases superfamily protein (gene HOL3). The record is from RefSeq and is a predicted model, not a curated record. Gene Ontology annotation, molecular function: S-adenosylmethionine-dependent methyltransferase activity. NCBI's taxonomy places the organism in Eukaryota, Viridiplantae, Streptophyta, Magnoliopsida, Cucurbitales, Cucurbitaceae.